AUGGCGUUUACGUCUAUUGCUAACCUGUGCCCACCCCAGGAGGUCAUACUCAGUGACAGGAACUGUCCUGUUCUGUAUAAUUACUGUUCUAAUGAGAUGCUCCUACAGUACACUUGCACUAACUCGGUGUGGACUCACUCCUACGAGAACAACUUCUGUGACUCCUUAUUUACAAGCAGCCGUCAGGCCCCCACCCCCCCCUCUCCGCGCCAUCCCAUUUCCCCCCUCCACUCAGCGGCCGUGGCCUCACCUCCACACUGUCUCCGUUCGCUCCCCUUACUCGCGCACUCCCAUGAAUAUUUCAUGCGGCAGCAGCAGCACGCUCCAGCACCAAUGGGGAAAAAACGCAGGCUGAGGCUCUGUGUCGGAGGAGAAGUGAUUGGUGGAGGAGGUGGGGUGAGCAGCGUCUUCAUCCCAUGGGGUUGCGUGUGCGCGUGGUGGGUGGUGGUGGUGGUGGCGGUGAGGAAAGGGGUCCACUUUGAAGAGGUGUUUCGUGAAAAUCUGGACAUAUUUGACAAGAAGCAACUUUUAUUGCGAACACUUUCACUCGUGCAGUUCUUUCUGGUGUCUGCAUCACUCUGGCCAUCUGAAGAAAAGUAA
Messenger RNA from Mesocestoides corti, 600 nucleotides. The record is from the annotation of a GenBank genome assembly. Lineage: Eukaryota; Metazoa; Platyhelminthes; Cestoda; Cyclophyllidea; Mesocestoididae.